Messenger RNA from Wyeomyia smithii (pitcher-plant mosquito), 780 nucleotides. RefSeq lists its product as uncharacterized. Gene Ontology annotation, molecular function: nucleic acid binding. Lineage: Eukaryota; Metazoa; Arthropoda; Insecta; Diptera; Culicidae. The transcript has a single exon. The coding region runs from base 1 to 780 and encodes 259 amino acids. Gene Ontology annotation, biological process: DNA integration. The record is from RefSeq and is a predicted model, not a curated record.
AUGGUAGAUCGAUGCACUCGUUGGCCCGAAGCAGUUCCUAUUUGUGAUAUAACUGCUGAAACAGUAGCUCGAGCGUUUGUGUCUACAUGGAUUUCUCGAUUCGGUGUCCCGCAUAGAAUCACUACAGACCAAGGACGGCAGUUUGAAUCUGAUUUGUUUAGAGAAUUGAGCCGAACGCUGGGUGUGGAUCAUCUUCGAACAACCGCUUAUCAUCCACAGUCAAACGGUAUGGUGGAGCGCUUCCACCGAACACUUAAAGCAGCUUUGAUGUGCGUCGAUGGAAAGUACUGGUCAGAACGCUUGCCGCUGGUUCUUCUUGGAAUACGAACAGCCUUGAAGAUUGAUCUCAAUUGCUCUACGGCGGAAUUAGUAUAUGGACAGCAACUCCGUAUUCCUGGGGAGUUUUUCGAUUCUCCACAAGUACUGACAGACAGAAGCAAUCUAGUCAGAGACCUUCAUCGCAUAUUCGAUAAUUUGAAGCCAAUAGCAACUGAGCAUCAUGCUACAUCGAAAGUGUUCGUUCAUCGAGAACUAAAAGAUUGUCGUUAUGUGUUUUUGCGCAUUGACAUGGUAAAAAAACCACUCCAGCAGCCAUAUCAAGGACCAUACGAGGUGGUAAAACGUGAUGAAAAAAUCUUCGAUUUGAUCAUAAAUAGCAAACAGCAACGUGUAUCAAUCGACCGCAUCAAACCUGCGUUCCUCCUGAAAGAAGACCAACCGAUGAAUCAUAAUAAAACAAAAUUUACACCUUCUGGUCAUCGAAUAAGAUUCCUGGUGUAA